Paramecium sonneborni is the source of this 1008-nucleotide messenger RNA. The record is from the annotation of a GenBank genome assembly. NCBI's taxonomy places the organism in Eukaryota, Ciliophora, Oligohymenophorea, Peniculida, Parameciidae.
AUGAGUCAAGAAAGAAAAGAUUUUGAAAAAUAGUUUAUCCUCUCUAUUAACAUUAUCAUAAACAAGAUAAUGGUUUUAAAUUAAAGGAAGCAAAUUUAAAUUAUUAGAGAAAAAAUAAUACUUCAAAGGAGAGGAUUUCAUGAAAUUUACAACAGCAAAUUAUGAAGAAAUAAAGAAUUUAGUACCUUUAACUGACAAAAAGAAAGAUACAUCUUAGAUAGCAAAAUUAUUAUAAGAGUUGAUAGACAUAGUGAUGAUCCAAAGAAAAAAUGGCCAAGAAAGCUUACUUUAGUUAGAGUUUUAUUAUUUUAAUAUGUGAUAGGAUUAAUCUUUUAUGGAAGAUGGCUUUUACAUUUGGAAUAUAGAUGUCAAGAAUAAGAUAAAUUAUAUUAAGUUGGCUGCCAUAUUAAUAGGUGUAUUUUUAAUCUGUCUAUUUCCAAUUUGGCCAUUUUCAUUUAAGUAUGGUAUAUUUAAAUUAACAUUAUAUUUGCUUAUAUUUUUAAUUGGACUUUAAGUAAUUAGAUUGUUGUUGUAUUCAGUUAUAAGAUUAUUUGGUAUGAAUUUUGGAUUUUACCAAAUAUAAAUGAUGAUGUAAUUUUAAUCUAAAUUAUAUAGUCUCAUGGAAUUUUAGGAUCAUUUCUUCCUAUUUAUUACUGCUGAAAAAAUAGAAAUAGUACUUCGUUUCAUAGUAACGAUAGCAUUUUUUGCAUUAAUUUUUUUAAUUGUUUAGGAACCUCAUCAUCUCAACAAUUUUUCAGAUGCAAAAGGAUAAACUUUAGAUGAUAUUUUGAUAUUGGGAAAAGAAAAGAUGGAAGCAAAAUAAGUAAAUUUUAAAAUAGAUGUAAGGAACCUUUGCAUAGAAGAGCUAUUCCUAAUUUAAGUGAAUUAAUAAAGUAAGCAGAGGAAGAUCUAAAAAUGCUUAAAAGGAGAUUUAAAAUGAAAAUUUGGGAGCAAUGGAAAUAUAAAAUGAUUUGUGAAUAUUUAAUAAAUUUUGAUAAUAGGUUAUGA